AUGCCCUCUUACGGAUCUCUUCACUCACCAUCACUCCGGAAAAUGGAACAGUCCCGGGCGUCGUAUGGCCGUAGGGGCUUGAACAUGAGCAACAUCCUUGGUGACCCAUUUGCUCUGGCGACAACGUCAAUAGCUGCGCUCGCCUGGAUCAUUGCCUUCAUCAGCUGCAUCAUUGCACAGGUACAAUCCCCCGGUGAUGUCGGGACGUUCCCCCCCUUCUCAUGGUGGAGCAUAAUUUACAUGCUGUUUGUCAUUAUGGGAGUUGUCGUUGUUAUUGCGGCCAAUUCCAUCCAGACAUAUCACAUCGCGCUCGUCGGCUACUUGGCGUGCGGACUAGUCCUGACUUCGUCCUCGGUCAAUGCCUUGGUAUACUCGUCCAGCGGUGCCCGCGAGGCCGCCGCAGCCGGGUUCAUCCUGUUGUCCAUGGUUUCGAUUGUGUGGAUCUUCUACUUCGGGUCUGCCCCGUCAGCAACUCCACGAGCAUAUCUCGACUCCUUCGCCUUGACCAAGGAAUCGCCUGCGGCUAGACAGACAAUGAAUGGUGGCUACCGACCCGAGACGUCGGUAUCGAAUGCUCCGCCGCAAAUGUACACCACUUCAGCCCAGCUCAACGGCUUUGAGAACCCCUCCCCCGUCGCUGGACUCUCCUCCAGCCAAGCCGCACGCAACUCCGCUGCCACUCCUGCUUUCCCUUCAACGGCAACCAAGCCCCCGGCGGCUCAGCCCGAGUCCGAGAUCGCUCAACCUACCGAGUAUCCGUACAGCGCGAAGGCCAUCUAUAGUUACGAGGCCAACCCAGACGAUGCGAACGAGAUCUCUUUCUCCAAACACGAGAUCUUGGAGGUCAGCGAUGUUAGCGGCAGGUGGUGGCAAGCACGGAAAGCGACGGGCGAAACGGGUAUCGCCCCUAGCAACUACCUUAUUUUGUUAUGA
Molecule: messenger RNA, 933 nt
Organism: Pseudomassariella vexata
Lineage: Eukaryota; Fungi; Ascomycota; Sordariomycetes; Amphisphaeriales; Pseudomassariaceae
Product: high osmolarity signaling protein SHO1
Exons: 3
Coding region: 1-933 (310 amino acids)
Biological process (GO): regulation of actin filament polymerization
Molecular function (GO): protein binding
Source: RefSeq, a predicted model, not a curated record